AUGCUACCCAUGGGGUGGUGGUUAGAUUCAUUGCCAGAUCUGCUGAAAGGGGAAGUGCACCAAUUGGUAGAAGAGCUUGUCAAAGGUGUACACUUAGAGAUUAUGACAAACAUCUUUUCUAGGUUCCAAGCUGCCAACAGUGGGGCAUUAACAGCAAGCGCAACUGAAUCUCACAAGAUCUCACCACGUUACGGUGUUAACGCAGCGGUACAAAAAGAUAAGGAAAAUUCAGAAACUCGCGCUACGUUUCAUGUUACAGCUACAGCUACCCCGUCAAAAGAUGCAGUGUUUUUCACAAGUGAAAAGCAAAAUAAAUCAUUAAUUUAA
Melampsora larici-populina 98AG31 is the source of this 327-nucleotide messenger RNA. RefSeq lists its product as uncharacterized. Bases 1 to 327 code for a protein of 108 amino acids. The transcript has 4 exons. NCBI's taxonomy places the organism in Eukaryota, Fungi, Basidiomycota, Pucciniomycetes, Pucciniales, Melampsoraceae. The record is from RefSeq and is a predicted model, not a curated record.